AUGCCUAUUUACUUUGCUGGACUCGAAGUCGACGGACUUGGAGUGGACGCGAUAGAGAUGCUGGCUAGUGUCUCCUCUUUUGGAAUGAUCCCUCUGGUACGUGCAUUCCUGAAACCGCCAACAAAGGGAGUCAUCCUGCAGACAUUUGGUGCCGGUAAUAUGCCGACGAGGCGAAAGGAUAUCAUUGAAGCUUUAACCGAAGCUAUCAAAAGAGGGUGUCUUGUCGUCAACUGUUCUCAGUGUGUCAAGGGGCAAGUUGACGUGAACUAUGCUACUGGAAAGGUGCUCUAUGAUAUCGGUGUGAUACCUGGAUCAGAUAUGACAUCUGAAGCAGCAAUGGCUAAAAUGUGCUAUGUAUUGGGUAAAGACGAAUGGGAUCACGAGACUAAGCGAAUGAUGCUUCAAGCAAAUCUUCGUGGUGAAAUGACCGUCACCAACAAGGCGGCAAAAAUGCGUGAACUUGAUAUCAUUCCCCACAUCGCUAGAUGUCUACGAUUAUCAUCCGGUAAUGAGGUGAAACUGAUUCGCGAUACUAUACUUCCGCCAUUACUUUGCAAUGCAGCGAAGACGAAUAAAGUGGAAAUCCUCAAAAAUGUCCAGUUUACUCAUUUGCUUCGAAGUAGUGGUAUUCCAAAGAAUCCUGCCUAUUCAGUCUGGAAACUCCGAUAA
Molecule: messenger RNA, 669 nt
Organism: Cooperia oncophora
Lineage: Eukaryota; Metazoa; Nematoda; Chromadorea; Rhabditida; Trichostrongylidae
Source: the annotation of a GenBank genome assembly